Messenger RNA from Cooperia oncophora, 327 nucleotides. NCBI's taxonomy places the organism in Eukaryota, Metazoa, Nematoda, Chromadorea, Rhabditida, Trichostrongylidae. The record is from the annotation of a GenBank genome assembly.
AUGGGAGUUGACAUUGAAACGAUCAAGGCUGGAGAUGGUGCUACCUUCCCGAAAACGGGUCAGACCGUAACUUGUCACUAUGUACUCACUUUACAGAAUGGAAAGAAGGUGGAUAGCUCUCGUGACCGUGGAUCUCCGUUCAAAUUCAAGAUUGGUAAGGGAGAAGUUAUUAAGGGAUGGGAUCAAGGAGUAGCUCAGAUGUCCGUUGGGCAACGAGCUAAGCUAACAAUCUCGCCUGAUCUUGGUUAUGGCUCAGGAGGAGUUCCUGGAGCAAUCCCACCGAAUUCCACUCUCAUCUUCGAUGUUGAGCUUAUUAGCACGAAUUGA